AUGGCUGCCAGUGAACCCUCCAGAUACCUGGCAAGGUCAUUGCCACGGGCCUUUGCGCCCUCUUCGCGCGCUCCGGCCUUCUGCUGGCGUCGCAAUGCCUCCGAUCAAGCGUCGACGAGAUCUCCGUCCGCCGCUAUCAAUGACCUGGAGUCGACCACUCUAUCCACCCCUCUGUCGGAGGACACGGUGAAGUCCUUCAAUCCUCUCGAAAGAGCCAGAGCACGCAAGACGCAACUACCUCGGAGUCGUUAUCAAUUCCGCUCGCCCAAAUACGACCGUGGUCCUCUUCACCCUCACCGGCCCCCUCCGCCCUCUGAUCCCUCCUCUCGACUCUUCGUCCCCGGCCCCUUCUCCCUUCCCCGUGUCGCACAGACCUGGCAAUCCACCGUCGCACCGGACCUCCUCACCCUCCUCUACGUCCACAACCCCCCGGGAUUCAAGCCUCCGCCGAAGGCUCCCCGUCUCCGUUCAUGGGAUGACAGCUCCCCGUACCACAAGAACCGAUCUCUUCGUGGCCCUCGUGGCGGUGACGUUCUCCGCCUCCUCCGCAAACCGAUCACCUUCAACAACAUCCCCAAGAUCGAGCGCAUCACUCUCCACAGUUACGUCAAGCAGGCUGCCCAGUACGACUCGUCAUGGUUGCACGUCGCCGGUAUGGCCCUGCAGGCCGUGACCAACGUCAAGGUCGAGACCUUCAAGUCCAAGACCAGCGUUGCCCAGUGGCACAUCGCCCCCGGUCGUGAUACCGUUGCCGCCAAGGCCGAGCUGCGCGGUGAGAACAUGCUGCAUUUCUUCGGAAAGUUGGUCGAUGUUGUCAUGCCCAGACUCAAGGAUUGGCAGGGUGUGAAGGGUAGCAGUGGUGACAGCAGUGGUAACAUCACUUUCGGUCUUGAGCCUGAGGAGAUGGCUCUGUUCCCGGAGAUUGAGGUGAACUAUGAUAUGUACCCUCCCAAAAUGAUCCCCGGUUGCCACAUCACCAUCCACACCAGCGCCAACACCGACAAGGACGCCCGUCUCCUGCUCAGCGCCAUGGGUGUUCCCUUCUACGGCAAGCUUGUCAACUGA
This is a messenger RNA of Aspergillus luchuensis, 1065 nucleotides long. Its product is annotated as mitochondrial 54S ribosomal protein uL5m. The record is from RefSeq and is a predicted model, not a curated record. Gene Ontology annotation, molecular function: structural constituent of ribosome; RNA binding. Gene Ontology annotation, cellular component: ribosome; cytosolic large ribosomal subunit. NCBI's taxonomy places the organism in Eukaryota, Fungi, Ascomycota, Eurotiomycetes, Eurotiales, Aspergillaceae. Gene Ontology annotation, biological process: translation. The coding region runs from base 1 to 1065 and encodes 354 amino acids. The transcript is spliced from 3 exons.